ACAGAGCAAAAUAUUAUAUUGAAAUUGAAGUAUAACUUUUAGUGACGCCGGUAAAAUAUUUUGAAGCAAAUAUUUUAUUGAGUGAUACAAGAAGUUUUGAAAUAACAUGGCAAAUCGACGCCACGGUAGCGGUAAUCGAACAUAUUCUCAUAGUCCAAUGACUGUUAGCCCUUGGCAAGGUGGUUUACCACCGAAUAUGGGGCCACAACUUGGAGUUUCACAGUUAUCCGAUUCACAAGCUCAAUUAGCACUGGCUAUAACUAGCCUGUUAAGAUCUAAUAAUCCCUUACCAUCAAUGCAGCAACCCCCUUCACUUCUUAACUUACCUCAAGUUAACAAUCCUGGAAUUUCCGAUUACAGACAACAAAGUUAUGGCCGAUCGAAUCGGCCUAUUGAUAGGCGCAGCAGAUAUAGUGAUUCAAAGAGCUACGGUCGCAGAGAUGAUUCUCGUCGAAAUGAUUCACGUAAAUCCAGUAGUGGCACAAAUUAUCGUACCACUGUUACUGAUAAAUCAUCCAUCAAAAAAACCAAAGAUGACGAAUCGAAAAAUAAAAAUGAUUCUAAAACCGAGAGCUCGGAUGCCGAGAAUAUUGAAAAAAAUGACGUUAAUCGAGAUGAUGCUGAAAAUGAAGAAGAAAAUUCGAAUAAUAAAACUGAAAAGAAAGAAGUGAAGUCCAAAGAUGGUAAAUACAGUGGAAUACCAGUUCAUUUCUUGAAAUGUAUUCCAUGUGAUAAAAGUAUGUGGGAUGGAGAAUCUUUUGAAAAACAUUUACGUGGUCGAGCACAUAGUUUAGUUUUUGAAAGUUUGGAAGAUAGUUAUAAAAUUCAAGCUGAUAUGUUACGACAAAGUAUACGUUUAGGUGAAGAACGUAAAGCAAUUGAAUUGAAUCGUAUGAGACGAUUAGGCAAACAAGUUGAUAUGCGUAAAGGAAUUCACUGUAAUAUGUGCGAUUAUAAUUUUUAUGGAAGAGAAGCGGUACAUCGAAAAUCAGAUGGACAUCAAAAGUUGAAGCAGUUCUUACAUCCGCGUUGUAAACGUUGUCGAUUAGAGUUUCCUACUCGUAUUGAAUGGGAAGAACAUCGAUUAACACCGGAACAUUUAUUAAAACUUUUAAAUAGUCGAGAAAAUAUAGAAUCAAUGGGUUAUGAAAUUGAUGAAUCAGAAGAUUGUUUAUUAAAUACAAACGGUGGCGAAGAUGAAAAAGAAAGCGCUGAGGAAGGUGAAAAUAUAAUUUUUGAUGUAAACGAUGGAACAGAUUUCAUAGACAAUUUUGAAAAUCGUUUACCACAAUUAAAAAAGAAUCGAACGAUAGGUGCAAGUUUUAUAUCCGAAGUAACUGGUAGCUUCUGUAAAUUAUGUAAUCGAUUUUUCUUAACCAAAGAGACUUCUGAAUUACACACAAAGUCAAUAUGUCAUUAUGAAAAAUACAUUCAGUUAUUAAAGAAAAAACAUCAAGAAAAGAAGAAAGAGGAAGAGAGUUUAGAAAAUUUAAUAUCUGAAGAAUCAAAGACUGAAGAAAAUGUUAAACGUGAAGUCGAUGACGAUACACAUGAUGAUAAUGAGGGUAAUUGGAAACGUAGAAAAACUACAUCAGAUAGUGAAGAAAAUAUUGAAGAUACAAAAUCUACUACGAAAACCGAAAACUUGUAUGAUCCAAUGGAAGCAGACGAAGAAUAUCAAAAUAAACAAAAUGAAACUACUGAAAAAUUGACAACAAAAGAAGUGGAAAUAAAACAAGAAAAAUUAUCGACUCCUGUUAAAAGUGGUGCAACAAUUGCAGAAAUAGUUGUUGAAGAUUUAAAAGAUAGUGAAAAAAGCGAAGAUAAAGAAUCGUCACCUGUAGCUGUAGAAAUAAAAACUGAGACUCAAACACCAAAACCAAAAACACGACCUCGUAUUGGUCCCUUAUCAAAAACUAGAGGAAAUCGUUCUCAAUAAUUUACAUGAGUUUAUUUUUUUAUUAGUUAUAAAGGAAUAUCUAUUUUCAUUUAGUCUUUGGAGAGUUUUCGCACUUAUCGUUUAAAAUAACUGUUUCCGUUGAAAUAAAUAAAAUGACGUAGGAUUUUCUGUUUUAAUGAACAGGCAGGUUUCCUUAAAUUUAUUUAAUUGUAAAUAACAUUAUUUUUUGACCUCUCUUACUUGACAUUUGCAUUUAUUGAGCCUUUUGCUGAAUUGUUUAUUUAACCUACAAUUUAUUGACGUCUAAUAGCCCAAUCAUCUUAAGAUUUCAACUCGGAAUCUAACGGGAUAAACUGAAUACUUGUACAAUCUUUAUUUUGAUUGUAUAAAUUUAGUCUCAAAAUUCACAUAUGGUCACGUAUCAGCGUCUUUAGAUACUCAAAGUGAAAGUAGUAAGUACUAUACAACCUUUAUAAUAAAUAUAAAUACGAUUGAAGGGCCAUUUAUAUGACUUUAGAGACCACAUUUAUACAAGCUAUCAAAAUAAAGGUUUUUACAAAUAUUAAAACUUAGAUUCCGACGUUGAUCUUUUUUUCUUUGACAAAGAUAAGUGGUUACCACGUUUUCUGCUCGAAAUAACGAAUUGCGAAAACUCCGUAUUUAGUCAAAUUUCUC
Molecule: messenger RNA, 2575 nt
Organism: Chrysoperla carnea
Lineage: Eukaryota; Metazoa; Arthropoda; Insecta; Neuroptera; Chrysopidae
Product: zinc finger protein on ecdysone puffs-like
Exons: 5
Coding region: 107-1939 (610 amino acids)
Cellular component (GO): nucleus
Source: RefSeq, a predicted model, not a curated record